ACUUUCGUUAUUCUUUUUUUUUCUACGAAAAAAGGAAAACAAUCAAGUUAUCAAGUACUAGUGACCUACCUAGUCAGACUAGUCUACUCAUACUGUGAAACUGUCUCAAGUCUCAGUCUAGAGUUAGAGUCUCUAGUCUAGUUACUUUAACUCUGGUGAUCUAGUAAAGUAAAAGUCUAGUUUAGUAAAAAUUGUAAAUAUGGCUACUGUUUUAAAACACUGUAUACUAAAUUCAAAUCAAUUACUCAAUUAUGUUUGGAUUCGUAAAUCAUCAAAUGUCACUACUAUGUCAGCUUGGGCAAUAAACUCUUAUGGAGGCAUAGAAAAUCUUUAUUUAUCUUCAAGUGGUUGUAUGUCAGCCAUCCGAAGUCCUGAUCAACUGCUUAUAAAAGUGCAUGCAGCAAGUAUAAAUCCAAUUGAUGUUAGAAUGAUAGGUGGCUAUGGAAGAGUGUUGAUAAAUGUACUCAGGAAGCAAAGUGGUUCAGUAACAUCAGGAACAGAGUUCCCAUUAACUGUUGGGAGAGAUUUUUCUGGAACUGUGGUAGAAGUCGGUGGAAAUGUAUCCAAAUAUAAAGUUGGUGAUGAGGUAUGGGGAGCCAUAGGCGCCAACAAACCUGGAACUCAUGCUAAAUUUGUGGUUGCUUCUCAGAGUGAGAUAUCCAAAAAACCAGCCAACAUUUCUCACAUUGAGGCAGCUUCCAUUCCAUAUGUUGCAGCCACAACAUGGGCAGCACUGUGUACUGUAGGAGAAUUGAAGGAAAAAAAUGCCACUGGCAAGAGAUUGUUAAUCUUAGGUGGAUCUGGCGGUAUUGGAACAUUCAGCAUUCAGUUGGCUAAAGCCUGGGGUAUGCAUGUAACAGUGACCAGUAGUACAGAUGCUAUUGAUCUUGUCACAAGUCUAGGAGCUGACACUGUUAUAGAUUAUAAAACAAAGAAGUUAUGGAAUGAGCUUAAACUACAUGAAAAAUUUGAUUAUAUCUUAGAUACUGUAGGAGGUGAGUACACAGAUAAGUCUCUUGCCUUCUUGAGUCCAUGGAAGUCUGCACAUUUAGUCACACUUGUCACACCUCUUUUGAAAAACUGUGAUGAUUUUGGCACAGUACCUGGUCUAUUUAAAGCUGCACUCUCUGCUGGAGUAGACACUUUUAAGGGACUGACAAGUGGGCGAAGUGUCAGAUGGGCAAUAUUUACACCUAAUGGUUCUGCUUUGGAUAGAGUGAAACAAAUGGUUGAAACAGAACAGAUAAAGCCAGUAGUUCAAGAAACAUUUCCAUUCUCUAAAGUUCGGGAAGGUUUCAAGAAAGUAUCAGAAGGUCAUCUCAGAGGCAAAAUUGUCAUUGAUGUGCUCAGAGAUAAUUAAGUUGACCAUAGAGUUUAUAUGUUGCUGUGUCAAUGAUUAUUUAAUUAUUGUAUUUGAGUUAAAUUUAUUUUUGUUGUGUAUAUAUUUUAAAUAUUUCAAUAUGAAAUAUCAGAGAAGACCUGAUGUUUUGAACAAAGACAAUAUCAAAAUAUAAUCCAUCUAAUUUUUA
This is a messenger RNA of Biomphalaria glabrata, 1529 nucleotides long. Its product is annotated as reticulon-4-interacting protein 1 homolog, mitochondrial-like. The transcript has 10 exons. NCBI's taxonomy places the organism in Eukaryota, Metazoa, Mollusca, Gastropoda, Planorbidae. Gene Ontology annotation, molecular function: oxidoreductase activity; zinc ion binding. The coding region runs from base 200 to 1360 and encodes 386 amino acids. The record is from RefSeq and is a predicted model, not a curated record. Gene Ontology annotation, cellular component: mitochondrion.